This is a messenger RNA of Priapulus caudatus, 905 nucleotides long. RefSeq names its product neuropeptide-like protein 31. The record is from RefSeq and is a predicted model, not a curated record. NCBI's taxonomy places the organism in Eukaryota, Metazoa, Priapulida, Priapulimorpha, Priapulimorphida, Priapulidae. The transcript is spliced from 3 exons. The coding region runs from base 101 to 487 and encodes 128 amino acids.
CUGCAUAUAUAGCCGGAUGGAGGUAGAGGACAGCAUCACCGUCGCUCUCUCUGCCGAAGAAGUUAUACCGAGCACAGUACUCCACGAUACGUAACCGAAAAUGAGGGCUACCACGAUUCUUCUCUGCCUGGCUGUCUUGGUGGCUACCGCAUAUGCUUACGGCGGAGGCCACAGAAGAUAUGGUGGAUACGGGGGAUACGGGGGAUACGGAGGAUACAGGCGCCACGGAUAUGGAGGAUACGGAGGAUACAGGCGCCGCGGAUAUGGAGGAUACGGCGGAUACGGAGGCGGAUACAGGCGCCACGGAUAUGGAGGAUACGGCGGAUACGGAGGCGGAUACAGGCGCUACGGAUAUGGAGGAGGAUACGGCGGAUACGGAGGUGGAUACGGUCGUGGAUACGGCGGUGGAUACGGCGGUGGAUACGGCGGUGGAUACGGCGGAUAUGGCUACGGAAGGCCCGUUUAUAUUAGAGCCUACGGUCACUAAAUUAUGUUAGCAACUUCUAACGUUUCUCUAACUUAUUUCGACGAUCUGCUCAGCGUAAGAAUAUGUGAUCAUUCGAAUAUACCACUGUUGCGUAUAGGCAUAGUGGGUACUACAACUAAAUCUACCGUGCCACAGAACUCUGUCGGCUGAAAUCCAAAGUGUAACCUGUCAAGUAAUACCAAAUUCGAGUUAGCCAAUGUAAUACCGUUUAUAUUAAUACGUAUAGAGCUGUUAUACAUACGCCUGUCGGCUUUAGCCCAUGGCACUUUCAGUUAUGUUGUUAUAAGUGUAGGUUGGUAUAUUUAUAUCUACAUAGCCCUAUAUAAUGCAAACCAUGUUACGGGUUUCACAGGACCUAUUCUGUUUUAUAAACUUUUAGCGUUUAACUUGUAAUAAAUAAAAUAGUUCUCUGAAUUAA